Molecule: messenger RNA, 1013 nt
Organism: Ananas comosus (pineapple)
Lineage: Eukaryota; Viridiplantae; Streptophyta; Magnoliopsida; Poales; Bromeliaceae
Product: cytochrome b5-like
Exons: 2
Coding region: 46-528 (160 amino acids)
Cellular component (GO): membrane; intracellular membrane-bounded organelle
Molecular function (GO): heme binding
Source: RefSeq, a predicted model, not a curated record
AAGUAUCUGCAGCUGCUUCUAGUUUCUGAGUCUUAAGCCACUGUUAUGGAAGCUCAUCAAAUCUAUACCCUCUCUCAAAUUUCCUCUCACAACGGUGUGAAUGAUUGCUGGGUCGCCAUAGGUGGCAAGGUGAUUGAUGUAACCAACUUCUUGCAAGAACACCCGGGAGGCGACGUGCUGCUGCUGGAGGUCGCGGGGAAAGACGCCACGCAGGACUUCAAGGCGAUCGGGCACAGCAAGGGCGCGAAGAGCCUCCUCCUCAGAUACCAAGUCGGAGUCGUGGAAGGGUUCGAGGCGAAGGCGGAGGAGGAUGUGGCUGCUGCUUCGAAGGAUCGCGACGUAGCAGAAGAGACUGCGACUGGUAAAGCGACUCAGACGAUGACCGGGUUUCCGAUUGAGGAUGGCGACGACAAAAGCAACAGCCAUGGUAGAGAGUUUGGGCUCAUACAAUUCCUUGUGCCUCUUCUUAUUGCCUGCUUAGUGUUCUGGUACAGAUGCUCUUCUACCAUAACAGAAAUGUUUAGUUGAAGUUAAAUGUGUAAUAAAAAACUUAAGAAUAGUUCCUGCACUAUCCAGUAUUGCGAUUUGGUCCUCGACCGCCAAAAAGAUAAAUUAUUGAUCUAAUCAAAUUGAAAUGAAAGACGGUUUUCAAAGAAAUAUUACGAUUUUGUUUUCGUCAGAGAUUGGAAUACAGUUUAUGUGAAAUGUAAAGAGUACAGGGACCAAGUCGCAAUAUCAAGAUAGUACAGGGACUAUUCAUACAUUUUAUAAUUUUCCAUCACAUAGUAACUAGCAGGGAAUAACAGAUCCAUAGAUGCAGUACAUCACCUGUUACAAUAAACAAUACUGCUGCACAGUAAGGACAACCUCUUUAUGUUAACAAAAUUUAGAACCAUGCGUAUGCUAUAUUAUCCUUUACAGUAUCAUAAUUACAAUGCUUAAUUUCCUAGUUAUUUUUGUAUUAUAAGUGCAUUUAUAAUAUAAAUAUGUUUUCUUAGCAUGUUACAAGUUUC